This is a messenger RNA of Clonostachys solani, 1986 nucleotides long. The record is from the annotation of a GenBank genome assembly. Lineage: Eukaryota; Fungi; Ascomycota; Sordariomycetes; Hypocreales; Bionectriaceae.
AUGGCAGCCUCAUUGACCCCUGUUGCGCCAAUUGAGCUGAUCCCAAAUGAGAUUCUCGACGCUAUCCUGGAUCAUCUGCUGGCGUCAGACUUGGUGAACCUCUGGAAAUGCAGCACCCAGCUCUCCUACCGAACUCUGGAUGCCCUUUUUAGGUCUCCCGAGGCCUGCCAACGCUCAAUGCUAAUGGCCUGCAAGAAUGGAGAUGUACGUCUUAUCCGCGCAGCCUUGUCCCACGGAGCUGAUGUCGAUAUCAUCACCGUGGACCAUUCCGAUACCAAGCUGUUCGAGGACCCAGACCACAGCAACAUGAUAAUGGGUCCCGAUGUUCAGGAGUUCUCUACUUUAGUAUUGACCGCCAAAAGAAAGCACGAGAAGGCCUUCAGUACGCUACUGGACCUCGGAGCAAAUCCCAAUUCCCUUGACCGAUCGCAGCGAAAGAAUCUAGCCAAGGCUGUCCGAAGACAGUCUUGUGAGCCCUUGCUGCGAAGAUUGAUGGAUGCGGAAUCAGGAUCAAACCCGCUGUUGACAAGCGCAGAGGGUCCAAUAAACCUCGUCGCGCUGAUCCGUCGAGGGGCGUCCCUCAGCCUCUUGGAAGCCCUCAUCGACAAGGGCGGAGACCCAAACGGUGUAACCCGUGGAGCAGAGAAGACCACACUCCGCUCGCCAUUGUCUCAAGCUAUUGAGAUGGGGUCUGUACCCGUAUUUGAGCUUCUCGUCGGAAAAGGGGCAGAUGUCAAUGGACGGCUCGAGUGCUUUGGCAAGUUUCAUCAUAAGCCCGACGACCCAUUCGUAUAUCGCCGCCCAGAGCAUAUACCGAUAUUCGCUGCUGCUUCGCGCAUGGCCAGGACUGGACGUUGUGACAUGAUGGACCUCUGUUUGGGACAUGGUGCUGAUAUCAACAUGUUGGCCCCUGCCUUCCUGGGCAACAGGUUCACGAGCAUCGACUUGGAGUAUGCCAGGUUCUUUGUGAUGACGCCACUGCUCUGCUACCUUGAAGAAAUACAGCGCUGGCCGGUCAACACGGGUCUGGAUCCCAUGAACGGCAUCGCCUACUUCAUCGAGAGGGGCGCAGAUGCACAGCUGGCCGAAAAGACUGACGCCAAGGGGGCGUGGAUGGGGAGGUCCCAGACUAAUCGAGCUGCGCAUGUAUCUGGAUUGGAGAUCUUGCUAUCCAAGUGGGACGUGAAGGGAUUAGAGGAAGAUCAGUUGUUCAACACAGUCGGCCGUCUGGUCGAACUAGGCAGUGGUGCCUCUAGGUGGUUGGAAAUCCUGACUGAGUUUGGGGACGCUUUCCAGCAGAACAAGCAACGGCCUGGUGAUUCCCGUCUGUUCGAUGAUCCAGAAGAAGCACCCGCGUGGUGGAGAAUUGCCAGUCUCAUCGUAGACAAGUCGCAACAGGUGCAUCCUAAUAACUUCAAGUGGCUGCUAAGCACAUAUCCACUGCAAAACGAUACGCGCGCAAUGAUAGAGACAGGCUCGACGGAGCAGUACAUCAAAGACGGGAUCCUCAGUAACGUCAUCUUUUCUAUGGCUGAGCGCCUUGAGUAUUUCGGAACUUACCAACGCCUCAUCCUUGAUCGUAUCCAGGCUGCGGGCGCAGAUAUUAACGGGUUUCUUGGCGAAGAACACAUCCUGGCGAUACGGAGGGUCGACAAUGUUCCGGGAUUGCCUUGGGCUGAAGGUUAUGCAACGAACAGGGUUCUGCAUAGAGUCCUCAGCAGCGUGCGGAGAAGGGUUGAGCAGUUAAAGCAUUACCCGGAGUGGUAUGAGUCCAACAUGAAGGAUUCUGUACGAGUGUUUUGUUUGGAGCUUAUCGAAAGGGGUGCGAAUCCUCAUCUCAAGGUAUAUGAAAGAACGGCUAUUGAUAUCUUGACACACGACAUAUCUCCUUCACACGCGGUCAGCGAGUCUUGUAAGGAGUUGGCUCGAACGAUCGAGGAUGCCCAUACGAGAUACCUGAAGAGUCAGAAUUUGGUUGGGCUGUAA